GGCCAGGCUACGACUACGUCUGUGCAAGCGAUUGAUUGACUUAGACCUCGAUCUGGUCUAGAUCUAUUUAGAUCUGUAGACUCUAUAUAUUAUUUGAUAUCGAAAAGGAGGGGCGUUUAUAGCUAUACUACUGAGUUACUCAAAUCCACCACAGUGCUUAACACACUUUAUAAAGUCUAAAAGGCCAAGUGAACAACAAUGUCUAAUAUUACAAGUUUUAUGAACACGCUAUUAGCUGACUACAAGCAACUUCGAGGUAAAAGCAAAGACAGUGGUGGUAAAAAGUUUUGGGAUUUGGUUGUCAUAACAACAGCAGAUAGAGCCCAAGAAGAAGCUUUUCAACGUCAGAUAGAUGAAAAGUUCUCAAGAAAUGAGCUUCCUUUAGAUCUUCCGAUACAUGUAGUUUCUGACCCACCAGGAGUUAGAAUAGGAAAUGGUGGUUCAACCCUUACAGCCUUAGAGUUCUUGGAAAAUAAGUAUGGUGCAAAAGUUUUUCAAAUGAAGAUAUUGCUGAUACAUGCAGGAGGCUGGAGUCAAAGAAUGCCAAGUGCUUCCGUGCUGGGCAAAAUAUUUUCUCUUCUCCCUCAUGGUACGCCACCAUAUCAGAUGUUAGAUUUAAAGCUGGCUCUUUACUGGCCAUUUGUUGAGAGAAUUGGACCUGGAGUUUUCCUAGUAUGUGCUGACGAUUUCAUUGUUUACGGCUAUGGAGAUGGGGAGGAGUGGACAAUCCCUGAAAAUGGCUUCACUGCUCUGGCACAUCCUUCCCCAAUAGAAAUCGGAAGGACACAUGGAGUAUUUGUGGUUGAUGGCGAUGUUGAUGCCAAUAUACCUGUUCAAAUAAGAGAAUGCCAGCAGGCUUUACAAAAGCCCAAUGAUGAAACAAUGAUUGCUAAAGGAGCACUAAUAAAUGGAUAUGCCCACAUUGAUGGACAAGCAGUAUAUACAGACAGCUCUUUUUAUUUUGGUGUGGAUGUGAUGAAAAAAUUGUUGGAUUUUAAGAGAAGCGUGGGAGAUCUUCAUUGUGAGAUUGAUGCUUAUGGAGACUUCUUGCAAGCUGUCGGCUCUCGAGCUAGCAAUGAUUACAUUCACCAGACCACCAAUGUUAGUCAGCUGACGUCAAAUUUAAGUGAAAUGAGAAGUCGAGUGUUUAGAUGUUUGAAUGGCUCAGAUUUCCAUGUGCUUGUUCUCAAUGCUUCUGCUUUCAUUCAUAUAGGCACAGCAAAGGAACUUUUACAUCACUUCUGUGAGGAUAAUAUUUUUAAAGAAAGAAUGGGGUUUGAGAAUAAUAUUUUCAAUGGCUUGACUCGUUUUAUUAGUGAUUCAGAUACAAUUGAAUGUUAUUGUAUGUCUCCAGAUCUGCUUAUCCCUUCUAAUGCAUGUCUUAUGCAUUCUCUGAUUCAUGCCGACUCAGAAAUUGGUGAACAAUGUGUAAUAGAAUAUUGCGAUUUCGAAUAUCCUGUUCACGUCAUGCCAGGAUGCAUUGCCAGUAAUUGCCAACUUGUCAUGAGAGAAGCAUCACUGGACAAUUAUAACAUACCAAUAGACUGCUUCCUGCACACUAUCCCAGUUCAAGUGAACAAUGAAACAAAAUAUGUAAGCAUAUUUUUCAAAACCAACGAUGAUCUGAAGAAAUCAAUCUCUGUUAACGACCUUGAAAAUUUGAGUUUUAUGGGUUCCAACAUACGUCAUUUUCUGCAUACACAUAACCUACAAAAAGAAAAUAUUUUGCCUCAUGUUCAGGGUGAUUUCAAUUCCUUUGAGAAAUUCAAUCUUUGGAAUUUAAAGCUUUACCCAGCUAAACUGACCAUGACCUCAUCUUUUGAAGCUGCCGUAUCAUCUCUCUCCUUACUGACCUCCCCUGAGCCACAAGAUUCAGUGCAUGUUAACAGCACAUCAGAAACCUAUUUGAGCUUAGCUGAUAUACUCAGCUCAAAAGAUGUGGAACAAAUGCUUGGUUUUAGAAAAACUUUGCAUGACAAACUGUCAAGAGUUAAUUCAAAUGGCCCAUAAUCUUAAUCCAUAUACAAAAAUGAUUCUUUAAUAAUAAACUGAAAAAAAUUCCAAAAUUAGAAAUAUACUUCUGAGUUACCGGUAUUGAUAAAAAUUAACUUCAUAAUAUUUCAGGUUUCAAUGUAAAAAAACAACUUAAUUGUACCAGUAUAUUUGUAUGUUUUAAGAAUUGAACAAAAAUAUUAACAGCACUUCUAUUAAUGGGUUAAAGUUUACACCUAUACUACUCAGUUACUCUUGGUUCAGCCUUAUAAUCUCCUUUGAUCUUUUAAUUUGAUGACUAUAUGCUAUUGUUAAUAUUGUUAAUAUUAUUCAAUACAAACCUCACAAACCAUAUUGGACACUUUGUUGAUAAAAAGACUUCUUACCAACUUCCAUUACCUCCUGUACCUCAUGUCUCACAUAUAAAUAGUGAGGGGCAAAAGUUAACAAAAAAGUUAGAAACUUUUAGUUUAAGUAAAAAAAAUUGUUAAGGCCAUUGUUUAACUAGAAAAAAAAAAUUUAGUUAAAAUCAUAGUUUAAUUAAUUUUUUAAAGUUACUAACUAAAAAGUUUAAUUAAAAUUUGUACAACUUUUCAACAUGUGGUCAGGGUUCAAACGCACAUCCCUGUUUUCUGGUCAUGUGAUAUCUAUAACUUUGAUUAUCAAAAAAAUGAUGCAGUUAACAACUAUUUAGUCAGUCUGCAUUUGAAGAGGGUAAAGUAAACAUUUUUUGCCAAAAGCUUCUAUGCAGUAGGCUAUUAUGAAUGGGAUUGUUCUGAAUUUUUUUAUGAGCCACCUGGUGGUGUUUAAUUUAUGUUUCUAGUGGGAAUCUGAUUAGUGAGUUAGGUCAAUAUUUAGUGGUUUUGAUCAAUUCAUUGCAGCAAACAAUAAUUUUUUAACUGCAGGAACAUCAACUACACCCUUUUUAUAGCCUUAAGACUUAUUAUUGAGAUCUAAGAAUCGACAGUUAGGCCUAUAUAGAUCUUAAAGCAUUAGGAUAACCAACUCCACACCCUCUCUUGACCAUAAGGUAAAUAGACUGUGUCCAACUGAUUUUAACAACCUGGUCAUCUAGACAUACACAUGACCACAUGUAGGCCUAGUGUACUGUACGUUUGUAGCCGAUGAUACUACAAGACUACCCUGCAUCUUUUUCAUGACGCGUUCUGCAAUAGUGUUUGCUUAAUGUGGAGUGGUCAGAUGAGGCAUGGCUUGUCAAGCAUGUUCUUUACACUAAAAUAGUUACACACCCUCCCAGCCCAGAAAGUAAAUAGACAGUCUGUCCAACUGAUUUUAACAACCUGGCCAGAUAGACGUACACGUGUAGGCCUAUAUAGUGUACUGAGUGUGCAGUCCAUAAUGACAAGAACACCUUUUUUUUCUCUCUUUUGCACAUUUAACGUUUAUGCAAUAGUGUUAGUUGUAUUUUUAGUGGUCAGACAAAAAAAAAAAGCACAUCGGCAUGGUUAGUCCAGCAUGUAUUUUACACUAUAAAAUAGUAAAAGGUAAAAUGUUUCUUAAAUCUCCAACAAUUUUGUUUUUAUUUUAUUGGUUACUAGAUCUAAUUUUUAAACUCUAAUUGUAUGUUAUUUAAUGAGAUUUUAAACUUUACUGGUAUAAGUAAUUAAAAUUUUCCGUUAUAUAAUAAGUUAAAUUCUUUUCUAAAGGUUUUAAUUGAAGAAAAUAUUUUUUAAAUUUUAUUGUGCAUUAACGUUUAUGUAAGAAACAUAUUCCUUAUUAUUGAUUUUAUUAUGGAUAAAUAUUUCUAGUUCAACCCCCGCCCCCCCCCCCCAAAAAAAAAAUAAGUUAUGAAAAGUUUGUUAUAGUUUUAUUAAUUUCCUUUAGUUUAACUAGAUUUUGAAAUUCAUGAUAAACUUUUAGUUUAACUACUUUAUUUUAGUUGAAAACUAGUUUUAGUUUAACUUUUAAAAGUUAGUUUAGUUGUGUGGUAUUAGAUUUGUUGUAUUUUAGUUAUAUUAGAAAAUUUACUUAUGGUUUAAUUUGGGAAGUAUAGGUUUGAACAUGUAAAUUAUAUUUACAUUUUUGAGUGUGAUAAUUUACUUUUGGUUUAUUUACAUUUACUGUCUGGGUUGCUUGAUGCACAGAAUACUAGUUUUCAAUAUAUCUUCUGCUAGAAUGUUAUCUUGAGUAAUUUUUUUGUAAAAAGAGCUCUGUUUAUUAUCAACUAACAUUCCUGUGUUUGACAAGUUUUUACAAUAAUAAUAUUUACAACAGAAUGUAUGAAUUUGUAAUAUUAAACUAUGAAAUGUCCCUGUUUCGAUUUACUUGCUUGUGUGAUAAAAAUGCCCUUUUAAGAGAACAUAUAACUAUUAUAUACAUGACAUAUUUUUUACAUUUGUCAACAUGGGAUAUUUUACAUUGUGUAUACAGCUCUUUCAAUUCUUAUUAACUAAUUAAGGGAUUUCAUGAGAAUUAAAAAUUAAACAGAUCGAAAACCAUA
Messenger RNA from Biomphalaria glabrata, 4453 nucleotides. RefSeq names its product fucose-1-phosphate guanylyltransferase-like. The transcript has 4 exons. The record is from RefSeq and is a predicted model, not a curated record. Lineage: Eukaryota; Metazoa; Mollusca; Gastropoda; Planorbidae. The coding region runs from base 199 to 2010 and encodes 603 amino acids. Gene Ontology annotation, molecular function: transferase activity, transferring phosphorus-containing groups.